UGGAAAUCGGGUCAUGAUAAUUAAUGGCUUAACUGGCGAAAAACUGACCGCGAAUCAAUUAGUUACGAGGAGUUUUGUAGUUGCCAAAGCACUGUUAGCCGCAGGUAUCAAACCUGGAGAUGUUGUGUCAGUUGUUAGCGAGAAUAGAUUCGAAUUUCCGUACAUUUUGUUUGCAUCGAUCUUUCUGAAUUGUACUUGUGCGCCAAUCAACGCUACAUACAGUGAGAAGGAGUUAAAUCAUGCGUUCAACCUGUCGAAGCCCAAGUUCAUUUUUGCCAGUAACGCUACCAUCGACAGCGUUCAUAGAGUUGCUAGGUCCUUGAGUUAUGUGAAGAGGUUGAUUCUUAUCGAUAACGAACCAUCUCAGUCGUGGCAAGGUUUGACUGUUUGGAGAGAGUUCACCGAUCCGAAUCGUUUGCUCAAAGUAAAUUUUAGUCCACAGGCCAUAGACAAGUCGAAGUCGAUUUGUUUAAUUUUAUGCAGUAGCGGAACGACUGGAUUGCCGAAAGGUGUUCAGCUUAGCCAACAAAAUUUCAUCGUCGCCAUCCGAAACCGACAAUUACUGAUAUCAGGCGGAGUAGAACACGAAGUCCUUCUAGGUCUUUUGCCACUCUUCCAUGUUUAUGGCUGUGAGGUGUUGAUUUCAGUGAUGACAACCGUAACCGGAACGAUCAUUUUGUUGCCCAAAUUUGAGGAGCAAACAUUUCUCAGCUGCAUCGAAAAGUAUCGUUGUACAACAUUGUGUCUGGUUCCACCUUUGAUGGUUUUUCUGUCGAAAAGUGACAAUGUCGACAAAUAUGAUUUGAGCAGCGUCACAAUCAUUUACAGUGGGGCGGCACCACUUUCAAAAGAAACUGAAGAAGCUGUCAUGAAUCGUCUGCGCAAUCCAAAUGUCGUCAUUAAGAAUACGUAUGGAAUGUCCGAGCUCACAAGUGCUGUUCUAUCGCAAAAGAACGUAAAAAAACCGGGAAGUGUGGGUGAACUGAACUUGGGGGUUUAUGCUAAAGUAAUCGAUGAAACUGGCCAUUCUCUGGGUCCUAAUAAGCCCGGUGAGCUAUGCUUUAAAGGAAGUCGUGUGAUGGCGGGUUACAUUGGUGAUAAACAAGCAACUAGUGCACUUAUUGAUGAAGAAGGCUGGCUUCACACUGGCGAUAUUGGAUAUUACGAUGAAGACCUUCAGUUCUAUGUAGUUGAUAGAAUUAAAGAGUUGAUUAAGUGGAAUGGAUUUCAGGUGCCACCAGCAGAACUUGAGGCCACUCUCCUCACUCAUCCAAAAAUCAAGGAUUGUGGAGUGAUCGGGAAGCCGGACGAAAAGGUUGGCGAAGUGCCCGUAGCAUUUGUCGUUAAAUUGGACAACAGUUUAACCGAAAAGGAAGUAAUAGAUUUCGCAGACAAGGAUGCGUCUCCAGCAAAGAAACUUAGAGGUGGUGUGAUUUUUGUGGACGAGAUCCCGAAGAAUCCGUCCGGGAAAAUACUGCGACGGCAACUUCGAGAUCACCUUUCGAAGUUACUGUUAAAGUCGAAGCUUUGAUAUACUGAUUGGAAUUGUUGCGCCAUUGUUUUAACCCUUAGGAGACGUGUUGUUUUAAUACAACAAUUUCAAAAAAUUUUGUACUGAAAUACAACAAAAAUGCAACAAUGCAACACUUUUGG
This is a messenger RNA of Bradysia coprophila, 1653 nucleotides long. RefSeq names its product luciferin 4-monooxygenase-like. NCBI's taxonomy places the organism in Eukaryota, Metazoa, Arthropoda, Insecta, Diptera, Sciaridae. The record is from RefSeq and is a predicted model, not a curated record. Gene Ontology annotation, molecular function: CoA-ligase activity.